AACCCCUCACGUGGAGCAGAUGAAAGGGCCGCGGCGCGACGGCUGGGGGAGCCGAGCGGAGCCUGCGACCCACAAAGCCGCCGCUGCCGCUGCCGCGAUGGGGCUCUGAGGCGUCCGCCCGCGCUCGGUCCUCCGCCGGCCCGCGACUAUGCCCGGCCGCGCCCGCCCUCCGCGCCCUCCCGCCGUAGGACCAUGAGGCCGCGCUCGGGCGGGCGCCCAGGGGCCCCGGGCCGCCGCCGCCGCCGCCUCCGCCGCCGGCCCCACGGCUCCCGCGGCCGCCGCCUGCCGCCGCCGCCGCCGCUGCCUCUGCUGCUCGGGCUGCUGCUGGCGGCCGCGGGGCCCGGCGCGGCGCGGGCCAAGGAGACGGCGUUCGUGGAGGUGGUGCUGUUCGAGUCGAGCCCGAGCGGCGACUACACCACCUACACCACCGGCCUCACGGGCCGCUUCUCGCGGGCCGGGGCCACGCUCAGCGCCGAGGGCGAGAUCGUGCAGAUGCACCCACUGGGUCUGUGUAAUAACAAUGAUGAAGAGGACUUGUAUGAAUAUGGCUGGGUAGGAGUGGUGAAGCUGGAACAGCCAGAGUUGGACCCCAAACCAUGCCUCACUGUCCUGGGCAAGGCCAAGCGAGCAGUGCAGCGGGGAGCCACCGCAGUCAUCUUUGAUGUAUCUGAAAACCCAGACGCUAUCGACCAGCUAAACCAGGGCUCAGAAGACCCGCUCAAGAGGCCAGUGGUGUAUGUGAAGGGCGCAGAUGCCAUCAAGUUGAUGAACAUCGUUAACAAGCAGAAAGUGGCCCGAGCAAGGAUUCAGCACCGCCCUCCUAGACAACCCACUGAAUACUUUGACAUGGGGAUUUUCCUGGCUUUCUUUGUUGUGGUCUCCUUGGUUUGCCUCAUCCUCCUUGUCAAAAUCAAGCUGAAGCAGCGGCGCAGUCAGAAUUCCAUGAACAGGUUGGCCGUGCAGGCUCUGGAGAAGAUGGAAACCAGAAAGUUCAACUCCAAGAGCAAGGGGCGCAGGGAGGGGAGCUGUGGGGCCCUGGACACACUCAGUAGCAGCUCCACGUCCGACUGCGCCAUCUGCCUGGAGAAGUACAUCGAUGGCGAGGAGCUGCGGGUGAUCCCUUGUACUCACCGAUUUCACAAGAAGUGCGUGGACCCAUGGCUGCUGCAGCACCACACUUGCCCCCACUGUCGGCAUAACAUUAUAGAGCAAAAGGGAAAUCCAGGCACCGUGUGUGUGGAGACGGGCAACCUCACGCGUGGCGGGCGGCAGCAGAGGGUCAUCUUGCCAGUCCAUUACCCCGGCCGUGUGCACAGGACCAAUGCAAUCCCAGCCUACCCCACGAGGACAAGCAUGGACUCCCAUGGGAACCCCGUGACGCUGCUGACCGUGGACCGGCACGGGGAGCAGAGCCUGUAUUCCCCGCAGACCCCUGCCUACAUCCGCGGCUACCCACCCCUCCACCUGGACCACACACUGGCCCCUCACCGCUGCAGCCUGGAGCACCGGGCCUACUCGCCAGCCCACCCCUUCCGCAGGCCCAAGUUCAGCGGCCGCAGCUUCUCCAAGGCAGCUUGCUUCUCCCAGUAUGAGACCAUGUACCAACACUACUACUUCCAGGGCCUCAGCUACCCGGAGCAGGAGGGCCCGCCACUGCCCAGCCUUACCCCCAGGGGCCCGACCCGGACCUUCCCGCCAAGUGGCAGCGGCGGCCUCCUCUUCCCCACCGCCGUGCACGUGGCCCCUCCCUCCCACCUGGAGAGCGGCAGCACGUCCAGCUUCAGCUGCUACCACGGCCAUCGCUCGGUGUGCAGUGGGUACCUGGCCGACUGCCCGGGCAGCGACAGCAGCAGCAGCAGCAGCUCUGGCCAGUGCCCCUGCUCCUCCAGCGACUCCGUGGUGGACUGCACUGAGGUCAGCAACCAGGGUGUGUACGGGAGCUGCUCCACCUUCCGCAGCUCCCUCAGCAGUGACUACGACCCCUUCAUCUACCGCAGCCGGAGCCCCUGCCGUGCCAGCGAGGCCGGGGGCUCAGGCCGGGUGCCCGUUGUUCACCUCGAGGGCUCCUCACCACCCGAGGAGCUCCUGGCCACUCCCGGGGGCACUGCUGGGCAAGGAGAGCCUUGGGCCUGCCCGGCCUCUGCCUCGGGGGACCAGCUGUCCACCUGCAGCCUGGAGAUGAACUACAGCAGCAGCUCUUCCCUGGAGCACAGGGGGCCCAAUAGCUCUACCUCAGAAGUGGGGCUCGAGGCUUCUCCUGGGGCCACCACAACGGACCUCAGGAGAACCUGGAAGGCGGGCCCGGAGGGGCUGGCGUGGGCCUGCUGCUGCGAGCCCCAGCCCUCUGCACUGGAGCCCAGCACAGGAGUGGCUGGUGGCAGCACCUCGUUCCUGGGCACUCCCCUCUGUGAGGCCUGUGGCCCCCCGGGUGGGGAGCCCCAGCUGGGAAGCCCCCAGGGCCUGUACGGCCUUCACCCAGACCAUUUGCCCAGGACAGAGGGGAUGAAAUACGAGGGUCUGUCCUGCUGCUUCUAUGAAGAGAAACAGGUGGCCCACGGCAGCAGCAGGGGCAGCAGCUGCUAUGCCGAGGACUACUCUGUGCGUGUGCAGUACACGCUGGCCGAGGAGCCUCCGCUCAGCUGCUACCCUGGGGGCCGGGACCUGAGCCAGCGCAUCCCCAUCAUUCCGGAGGAUGUGGACGGCGAUUUGGGUCUGCCCUCGGACUGUCGAGGGACCCACGGCUGUGGCCCCUGGGGUGGGACGCCAGGCCUGGAGGCCCGGCAGCCUCACAGGGGCCUGGGAGGAGCCCAGAAAGAAGAGCGGACUCUGGGCUGCCAGGCCGGGGUGCUGUGGAGGCCCGGGGACCCUCCCGAGGAGGGCGGAACUGCCAGGUCCUGCCUCCCCAGCGCCCUCCCGGACACUCAGGAGUCCAACCCCACAGCCGCUGAGGCUGCAGGAUCAGGAUCUGGCCCAGCAGACAGCAGCAGCACGGGAGCCUGAGCUCAGAAGGAACUCUUAGCUGGAAAUUGGGAACUGUAUGGAGACUCCAAACUCUGACUUCCUUCAAAAACAAAACAAAACAAAACAAAACAAAAACUUUUUUUUUUAGCUUUGACAAACACACAAAAGUGGUAAUAAAGAGAGCCCUCUUUCUCAACCCAAAAUGUGAGCCACUUGUGGCAAAACCACCACCCACUUACCCCAUUAACAAACCAACAGACAAAAUUCUCUGAGUCCUUUGCCUCUUUCGAUAACAUGUUAUAUGUAGUGUGUGUGCUUGGGAUUCUGAGGUGUAUGGGAUUGAGUUCUCCACUUUGUUUUUUAAAAUAUUAUAUGUAAAUGUAAAAAGUUAUUUAAAUAUAUAUUUUAAAGAACCCUAAUCACCAACUUUUGCUGAAAGAAAAAAAAAAACACUGCUGCAUUAAAUGAACCACACCAUGUGUAAAUACUGUUGUCUCCCCAGAUGGAGCUCAG
This is a messenger RNA of Choloepus didactylus (southern two-toed sloth), 3474 nucleotides long. It is a transcript of the gene ZNRF3, whose product is annotated as zinc and ring finger 3. NCBI's taxonomy places the organism in Eukaryota, Metazoa, Chordata, Mammalia, Pilosa, Megalonychidae. The record is from RefSeq and is a predicted model, not a curated record. Gene Ontology annotation, molecular function: frizzled binding; ubiquitin protein ligase activity. Gene Ontology annotation, biological process: ubiquitin-dependent protein catabolic process; negative regulation of canonical Wnt signaling pathway; Wnt receptor catabolic process.